Molecule: messenger RNA, 1447 nt
Organism: Osmia bicornis bicornis
Lineage: Eukaryota; Metazoa; Arthropoda; Insecta; Hymenoptera; Megachilidae
Gene: sturkopf
Product: lipid droplet-associated hydrolase
Exons: 4
Coding region: 101-1057 (318 amino acids)
Biological process (GO): lipid storage
Cellular component (GO): lipid droplet
Molecular function (GO): lipase activity
Source: RefSeq, a predicted model, not a curated record
AAUGGUAGUUCCACAAUUUCAAAUUUUUACAAAACUCUUCAAAAUAUAAUCUAUAUUGUAUUAUGAUUAUAUUAUCUAUGUUGUUAAUAUAAAACUUCUUAUGUUUGUAAUAAAGUCUAUAUUAAAAUACAAUAUGCAGCGUGCCAUGCUAAGAUGGAGUAGCGUGCCUACCCAAGUUAUUGCAGAAGGUCGUUGGGUAGAAGAAGGUGUUGCAGAAAAUGGUAAAAAAGAUGUGGUAGUUGUUAUUCCAGGGAAUCCUGGCAUUCCAGAAUUUUAUGAAGGAUUUGCAAGAACUUUAAAGUUAAGGCUUCCAACUGAAGUGCCAGUUUGGGUAAUUGGACACGCAGGACAUGUACAACCACCAAGCAACUUAAGUGUUACAAUGCCAAAUGAUUCAACCUGGAAUGAACAUUAUAGUUUAAUGGCACAGUUGCAGCAUAAGAAAGAAUUUAUUAGAAAGUAUGUACCAGAAGACGCAAGAUUGCAUCUUGUUGGUCAUUCCAUAGGCUGUUGGAUGAUUUUGAAUAUGUUAAAAGAUGAUCUCAUUGCUAAAAAAGUAGCUAAAUGUUAUCUAUUGUUUCCAACUAUAGAACACAUGGCCAAAAGUCGAAAUGGACAAUUCUUUACUAAAUUUAUUACAAAAAUUCAAAGUUUAUUGAUUUUCCUUUGUUGGAUUUUGUUCUGCCUUCCACAGUUUUUACAACUUUUUAUAAUUAGUGUGAUGGCAUACAGCAUUCCCGGAAAGUAUAAUAAGGCAACACUUCAAUUGUUAAACCCUCAUAGUUUGAAAAAAGUAAUUAAAAUGGCAGAAGAAGAAAUGGAAGUUGUGAAAGAUCGAGACGAUGAUAUAAUUUCCAAGUAUGGUGAUAAAUUAUGGUUCUAUUAUGGUAAUUGUGAUGGCUGGGCUCCAGUUAAAUAUUUCAAUCAUUUGAAAUUUACGCAUCCUUCUGUCGAUGCGAUUCUAUGUAAACGUGGUUAUCACCACAGUUUUGUUUUACAAUAUGAUAAAGAAAUGGGUCACAUUGUUGGAGAUGCAAUCAAUGAGAAUAUAUCAUAAUCCUAAAUGGUAACUAAUCUUUAAUUUUAGAUGUUCUUUAAAAUAAUUUUUUUAUUAGGAUUCUGCAAUUUAUUAGUGCUUAUAUUGAUAUACUAAUAAUUAACAUUGCUUCAAGAUCAGUACAUGAUCUGCAUGAAUAAAAAAGGUUAUCUAUAUGCAAUACUAAGUUUAUGAACUUAAUAGGUUAUGGUAGCUGUUUAAACUAACUGUUAUAGGAAUGUUUUAGAUUAUCAUACUAAACACUAAUAAACCACAAUGUUUUUUAAUUUGUUUUAGAAAUAUAGAUGAUAAUGUACAAGUUACAAGCAAUACAAAUAUUUGUUUAUUUUUUUAUGGCUUUUAAUAUUGUAUUAAAUAAAUAGUAAAAUGUUUAACCUUGUUGAGAAUAAA